Messenger RNA from Gigantopelta aegis, 924 nucleotides. RefSeq lists its product as uncharacterized. The record is from RefSeq and is a predicted model, not a curated record. Lineage: Eukaryota; Metazoa; Mollusca; Gastropoda; Neomphalida; Peltospiridae. The coding region runs from base 68 to 565 and encodes 165 amino acids. The transcript is spliced from 4 exons.
CAGAACUCUAAUUAUUUCCGAAGUCUUGUUGUCAUAUAUUUCAGUUUUGUUACCUGCAAGUGUAAACAUGCUAUUAAGUAAAGAAAUAGUUAAGGGCGUCUCGAGAUUGUCGGAGAUUGAAGCUGGCGUGUUGUUGUUUAUGUUGUGCGUGGUUGUGUCACAUGGCCAGCGACUGUGCCCGCCCGGGACGUACUGGGACACGGUCAUUGACAAAUGUGACUCGUGCUAUUCUAUUUGCCACAUGGCUGAGAUACAGGGCACUGUUGGCACGUGUAAGAAGAAAUGCCCAGGAUUUUUAAAGCCAGUAAAUGACAGUACGAAAAUACGUAAACAUGACGAGCAUCAUGUGAACUAUGAUCCACCCUUGAUCAAAUCAGGUGGUAUGUCUGCCGGACUGAUUGCCUUUGUGUGUAUUGCAUGUGUUGCUGUGGGAGCAGCGUUAGUGGGGCUUCUUAUAGUCUGGAGGUCUCGCACGAAAAAAAAAGAAAUGAAGAAAUACCCAAUUCAAGCGGAGGAUCGAACACCCUACCCUGGGCCUGGACCAGAACAGCAGACACUGGUGUGAAUUCGGUGUGUGGUGCUUUAACAAGAACGAAUAGCCAGCACAAUUAUGGUAAACGUCUGAACUUAAAGAGAAGGAAGGCUGUUUGUUUAUGACACUUAAAGAAAGAUACUGUCAGUGUACUCUGACGGUGCGCCACAUUUAGGUGGAGUAUAAGCAUCUUAAAGAAACUCGAAAAGAUAUAUUUAGACCACGAAAUGUGAUGGAAUCAUUUCGAUUCCAUCCAGAAUUUGUAUAAAAAUGUCUUCGAGACACUGAUUUUUAUUCUUAUUCAUUUUUUUUUUAUUUUUUUUUUCUCCCUCUCAUGUAUAUACUUCUCUUUGAAUAUUUAAUUGUUUUGUAUAUUCUUGUAAUAGUUGUAG